Andrographis paniculata is the source of this 4394-nucleotide messenger RNA. Its product is annotated as myosin-2-like. The transcript is spliced from 24 exons. The coding region runs from base 375 to 3965 and encodes 1196 amino acids. NCBI's taxonomy places the organism in Eukaryota, Viridiplantae, Streptophyta, Magnoliopsida, Lamiales, Acanthaceae. Gene Ontology annotation, cellular component: myosin complex; cytoplasm; vesicle. Gene Ontology annotation, biological process: actin filament organization; vesicle transport along actin filament. Gene Ontology annotation, molecular function: actin filament binding; microfilament motor activity; ATP binding. The record is from RefSeq and is a predicted model, not a curated record.
UGAAAAAUUCAAUUCUGUAUGUGAGUUCAAAUAAUUAUCUAUCUGUUCAGUGGCUUCUCUUCCAUUAAUGCAUCUCUUCGAGGUUCCGUUCCUUGCCGUGUAGCCAAUCUCGUCGAAGAUUUGGGUUUGCGUCUGGAGGCUGCUUUGGUUCCAAGCAAGGAUUUGUUUAUUUUGAUUUUUUAGAAUUUUGUUUGGCCUGUUUGGAAGCAGUUUUUGGUUAUCGGGAAGGUGGGGGACGGCACGGGGGGGAGGAGUUCGAGGAUUGAUUGGUUUUAGGUUUGAUCAAUUGAAGGAUUCGAGGGGGUUGAGAAAUGGUGUAUUGUUGAAAAUCAGUGGUAAUUUUGGGAUUGGAGUUGGAAGUUUUGGGAAGGAAGAUGUUGUCAAUGACGAUGCCGCCGACUCCGGUAGUUCGGAGCUCUUUGGAGGAAAUGCUGGAGAGUCUCCGGCGAAGUGACGAGACGGAGAAGCCAGGGGACAUGCCGCCGGCUCUGCCGGCGCGGCCAAAGCCGACUCCGCGAGCGCGCCUUCCGUCGGCAAAGCGGCCGCUGCCGACGAGCUUGGAAGCCGGCGAAUCGACGGCGGGUCGGAGCUUGUUGAAGUGUGAUGAGACGAAGGAGAAACCGAAAGGAAUGAGAGCGAGAGGUUUGGUGGUUAAAAAAUUGAAGGAAACUAAGAAAUCCCCUUACGUGGGUUCUGAUGAGGAAGACGGAGACCAGAGAUCGGAGGUUAGAGGCAAUGGCGAGGUCGAGAAUUGUGCCUCGAGAUCUCCGUUGAGGUCGAGAGAUUCCGAGUGGGAUGAUAUCGUCGGAUAUUUCAUCAAAGAGAAACUUCCAGUUUGGUGUCAACUACAUGAUGACCUCUGGAGAUCUGGGCAUAUCCAAUCAACUUCUGGAGAAAAAGCAUCGGUUUUGCUGUCGGAUGGAAGUGUUGUGACGGUUCCCGCUCAAGAACUAUUGCCUACCAAUCCAAGCAUCCUUGAUGGAGUGGACGAUCUUGUGCAGCUUAGUUAUGUCAAUGAGCCUUCAGUUAUUCACAAUAUUCAGUAUAGAUAUUCCCAAGAGAUGCCAUAUACGAAAGCAGGUCCAGUUUUAGUAUCAGUCAAUCCUCUUAAAGAUAUCUACCUGGACAAGAAGGGCUUUGUUGCAGCUUAUAGGCAUAAAAGUGUGGAUAUGCCUAAUGUUUAUGCCAUUGCUAAUGCGGCAUACAAUGAAAUGAUGACAGAUAAUACAAAUCAGUCGAUCAUCGUAAGUGGAGUGAGUGGCUCUGGGAAGACUGAAAUAGCUAAGAUUGCAUUGCUCUGUUUGACGGCAUUUAGUGGAGUCAGUGAUGCAAUAGAAUCUGAAAUCUUGCAAAUGAGCUGUAUACUAGAGGCAUUCGGUAAUGCGAAAACAGCCAGAAAUGAUAACUCCAGCAGAUUUGGGAAGUUAAUUGAAGUCUACUUUAGUGGAACCGGGCAUAUAUGUGGAGCUAAAGUGCAAACCUUACUCCUUGAAAAGGUCAGUGCAUUGGCUAAAGUGAUAUCUAGGGUUGUCCAAUUGGCUCAAGGAGAGCGGUCCUACCACAUUUUCUACCAGCUCUGCUCUGGUGCUCCUUCAGAUCUCCGAGGUAGGUUGAGGUUAAAAAAGGCUUCUGACUAUAACUACCUCAAUCAGAGUGAUUGCAUGAAGAUCCACAACAUUGACGAUGCUCAGAAGUUUCAUACGCUUGUGGAAGCAUUGUAUACUCUCCGAAUUGGCAAAGAAGAUCAGGAACAUGUUUUUGAGAUGGUUGCAGCUAUACUGUGGUUGGGAAACAUCUCUUUUCUUGUAACUGACAAUCAAAACCAUGUAGAAGUUGUUGCUGAUGAAGCUCUUAGCAAUGCUGCCAGUUUGAUAGGCUGCAGUGAGAAUGAACUAAUGCUUGCACUGUCAACCCGGAAAAUCCAAGCUGGAAAGGAUAAGGUCACCAGAAGGCUGACACAACAACAGGCAAUUGAAGCAAGGGAUGCACUAGCAAAGUUCAUCUAUGCAAACUUAUUUGACUGGCUUCUACAAGAAAUCAAUUCAUCUCUGGCUAACAGAAAACACGAUACUGGUCGAAGCAUAACCAUUUUAGACAUUUACGGAUUUGAAUCACGUGAGAAAAAUAGUUUUGAACAGUUUUGCAUAAAUUAUGCUAAUGAGAGGCUCAGGCAGCAUUUUAAUCGACAUCUCUUCAAACUCAAGCAAGAAGAGUACGAGUUAGAUGGAGUUGAGUCAACAAAAGUAGAUUUUGAAGACAACCAGAACAUUGUGGAUCUCUUUGAGAAGAAACCUGAUGGGCUGAUAUCUUUAUUGGAUGAAGUAUCCACUUCCCCUAAGGCUACGGAUUUAACCUUCGCCAGUAAACUUAAGCAGUGCUUAAAUGGCAACAAUUGCUUUAAAGUUGAAAGAGGUGGAACAUUCACCAUUCGCCACUGUGGUGGAGAGGUUCUUUACGAAAUGGGGAAAUUCUUGGAAAAGAAUAGAGAUUCAUUGCCUUUUGAAACUAUUCAACUUCUUCAAUCUUGUGCUGGCCGAAUUCCUCAACAUUUUGCCUCUUCAUUAUUGAAACAGUCUCAGAAUCCAGAAAAUAUGUUGAUGCAGCCAGGAAUGCUUGCUUUUCAAAAUCAGAAUGUUGCCACAAAAUUCAAGGGUCAGCUAUUUAAACUAAUGCAGCAUCUUGAAAACACAAAACCACACUUCAUUUGUUGUAUAAAACCAAAUAGAAAUCAGAUUCCGGGGGUGUUCGAAAAAGAUCAUGUUUUACAGCAACUUCGAUGCUGUCAAGUUCUAGAAGUUGUUAGAUUUUCAAGAUUUGGAUACCCCACCUCCAUGACUCAUCAAGAAUUCAGAAAAAGGUAUGGCUUCCUACUUCCAGAACACAUGGCUUCUCAAGAUCCCCUAAGUAUGUCAAUCGCUGUUCUGCAGCAGUUUGGUAUCCUUCCAGAAACUUACCAAGUUGGUUAUACAAGAUUAUACUUCCGAGCUGGACAGAUUGUUGGCCUGGAAGAUGUCAGGAAAAAAGCCCUUCAAACUGCUCAAGAGAUGCAGAAGAUUUUCCCGGGUAAUCCUACCUGCCAUGAAUCCCAUGAAUUCAAUGGAGCAGCAAUAACAUUGCAAUCAUAUGUUCGUGGUGAAAAUACAAGGAAGGAGUAUGGAAUUUUGGAGAAGCACAGCGCAAUUGUACAUAUUCAGUCCGUGAUUCGUGGAUGGUUGGCCCGAAGGCAUUUUAGCCACAAUUGUAAACCAAACAAAGCAAAUUCUACUCAAGCGAAACCGUAUGGGAGUGUUUCUGAAGUCAAGGACCUGCCACCCAAAUCCUUACCUUCAGUUGUUGAAGAUCUCAAAAGACAGAUGCUGAUGGCACAAGCAGAACUCGAACACAAGGAAAAGGAAAACGCUGAUCUGAGAGAGCAGAUGAAACAGUAUUCGGUGAAGUGGUCUGAGUACGAGAACAGAAUGAAAUCCAUGGAGGAGAUGUGGCAAAAGCAGAUGGUAUCUCUACAAAUGAACUUAGCCAAUACAAAAAAGAAUAUGGGCACAGAAAAUAAGAUAGGAAGGAUCGAUGGAGGAGUCCAAUCACCUCAGUAUUAUGACUCGGAGGACAUGUCUAUGGGAACUCAGACGCCCGGAGGCUGCACCCCUGCAAGAUUGUUCAGCAACGGCGUAGAGGACUUGCCAAUUCGGGAUGCAAAUGGAGUUUCAAACCCUGUUGGCAAUCUGCUGAGGGAGUUCGAGCAAACGAGACAAAACUUCGACGAGCAAGCUGUGACGAUUGUAGAGACGAAGACAGGGCAGUCCCUUGGAGCAAACCCUGUUGAUGAAUUGCGGAGACUGAAACACCGGUUCGAGGCAUGGAAAAAGGACUACAAGAUUCGGUUGAAGGAGGCGAAGGCGAGAGUGCACAGAACGGGGCAGGCUGAAACCGAGAAACAUCGGCGCAAGUGGUGGGGGAAGAAGAAGUAGAAAAUAUUAGCAACGUGAUGACGACGAAGAUGAUACGACGCGAGCAAUGGUACCAUAUGAGGUACUUCUGCCAAUGUGCGGUGGUGGCGGUGAUGAGAUCAUUUUGAUGGGCCUGAGUUUUCUUGCACUCCAUGAACUCUCAAUGUCUAUAUCUGCGUGUUAUGUAUGUAUAUAUAAAUUUUGUUGAUAGCGUUGUGUGAUAGUAGUUGCUGCUAUAUUCCUGGUGAAGAAGCUGCUUCAGUUCAGGACAUGGCUUAGUGUGUAAUUAGAGAGAGUCAGAAACAUGGAAGAGGUACAAAGCUUCAUAUUAUAUCAUGGAUCCGAAAUACAUACAUACAUACAUACCUAUCUACUGUAUUUCUUUAUAUUUAUAUUACAUGUACGUAACUUUAUUUAUCUUUAUAUGUGUGUACAUAUAAAUUAUAUGCA